This is a messenger RNA of Toxorhynchites rutilus septentrionalis, 617 nucleotides long. RefSeq names its product NPC intracellular cholesterol transporter 2-like. Gene Ontology annotation, molecular function: sterol binding. The record is from RefSeq and is a predicted model, not a curated record. Gene Ontology annotation, biological process: intracellular cholesterol transport. NCBI's taxonomy places the organism in Eukaryota, Metazoa, Arthropoda, Insecta, Diptera, Culicidae. The coding region runs from base 77 to 556 and encodes 159 amino acids. The transcript has 2 exons.
AUCAGUUGUUCACAUCCGCAUUCGGAUCAGCAUCGUUAUUUCUGGUCUCAGACAACGUCCUCAGCUAAGCAUCAACAUGUACAAGUUCCUGCUCCUCGCUGCCUUCAUCCCAGCAGUUAUGCUACAGAACGUUGACAACGAUGAGCACGAGAAAUGGAGUCCUGCUAAGUUUACACAGUGCAAAGGAGGCCAGCCAAUGCCAAGUGCGGUCCGCAUAGAAAACUGCCCAGAUGAUGUCUGCGAAUUGCACACAGGAAAAACCGCCAACAUGGCAAUGGACUUCACUGCGGUUUCAACCUCCGACACUCUGAAGACCUUGGCUACUGCCUACGUUCUUGGACUUCCGUUUCCGUACGAACUUCCUUCUGAGAACGCCAAUGCUUGCAACUGGCUGGUUCGUACACGUUGCCCAAUCUCUCAGGGUGAAGACCUCACCUAUGUUUUGGCGUUCCCGAUCGGAUCCUACCCGAAAAUUAGCCUCGACAUUGAAAUCAAUGUUGUGAACCAGUCCUCCAAGUCGGAAGCUUGCUUCAGAAUUAAGGCUAAGGUCGUAUAAACACAGCUUCUUGUUUUCUUGUUUCGAUUUGAAUGGAAAUAUACCAGCUAUGAACAAUUGA